This is a messenger RNA of Telopea speciosissima, 517 nucleotides long. RefSeq names its product auxin-responsive protein SAUR77. The transcript has a single exon. Bases 123 to 500 code for a protein of 125 amino acids. NCBI's taxonomy places the organism in Eukaryota, Viridiplantae, Streptophyta, Magnoliopsida, Proteales, Proteaceae. The record is from RefSeq and is a predicted model, not a curated record.
GACAAUAAAAUCUAUAAAUCCUUGCAUUCCACCAAAUUCUAAACUUCACCAGCUCAGGAUCACCUUCUGCCUCUGAAGCUUUUCAGCCUCAGUUCUUGCAGGACAAAACGCAAACACCUACAAUGGAUUGCUUGGUUCUACCUGUUACGAUGUUACGACGGAGAUUCUCGAAUUCACGGCUUGGUUAUCGUCCUCUUUCCGGCGAAGGAUUUGAGAGCUCAGGUGGUCGGCCGGUGACUGUGGUUGUUGGGGAGGAAAAGAGAGAAUUCUUGGUGGAUCGUUAUGUGUUAGAAGAAGACCCUUUUCGGAUCUUGAUAGAGACGAUGAAGAAGGAUAGCAAGGAGAGAUUUGAUGGAACCCGAGAAGAGAAAUCCGUGAUUUUUGUUGAUGUUGAUGCCAUUUUGUUUGAACACAUGCUAUGGUUGAUGUAUAAUGACUGUUCCUCUCUGUUUAAGCUCAACGUUGGGGACAUCUUAGAUUUCUAUGGUGAAGAUAUCUGAAAAGAAGAAUUGAAAUG